This is a messenger RNA of Pomacea canaliculata, 1410 nucleotides long. Its product is annotated as G-protein coupled receptor GRL101-like. Gene Ontology annotation, biological process: G protein-coupled receptor signaling pathway. Gene Ontology annotation, molecular function: G protein-coupled receptor activity. The record is from RefSeq and is a predicted model, not a curated record. The transcript has 3 exons. NCBI's taxonomy places the organism in Eukaryota, Metazoa, Mollusca, Gastropoda, Architaenioglossa, Ampullariidae. The coding region runs from base 1 to 1410 and encodes 469 amino acids. Gene Ontology annotation, cellular component: membrane.
AUGUGGCAGGACACUCCCUGUAUCUUGAUGUUUGACUGUAACGACAAGGAGGCAGAAGGUGGAUGCUGGCAAGGUGAUGGCACAUUCAGACAGGGACUAUUUCAGGUGGACGGGCGCUGUAUUGCUAUUUCCAGUGUAAAUCAACCAUCAUCCUGGUCACUUGAGAACAGAUGGUGUCAGGAGCGUGGAGGACAACUCGUCAGUCUGACUACACAAAACAUGAAAGACCGUCUGCCGAAAUGGCUACAAAGGCUAAAUCUGAACGGCAAGUUCUUCAUUGGCCUGAUGACAAUGCCGAAAGGUUUAUCACCAAUGUACCAACACAGUUUACAGUGGGUUGAUAAGACUGUUGCACAUACCAGCAACACAAGGUAUAGUUCAGUACCCCGAGGGUUCAACGUGCUCAACUGUCACGCUCCCUCCGAUGAAGUGUCUUCCUGUGACGAUCUGCUUCGCUCCAACCUGUACCGCGUGGCACUCGCCAUCUUUGCCUCGCUCUCGUUACUGGGAAAUGUCGGCACACUGCUUUACCGCUUGAUCUUCCACAAAACCACAGGUGACAUCGGGUAUGAUGUCUUCGUCACCAACCUGUGUGUGGCGGACUUUCUGAUGGGUGUGUAUUUAUUGGUUAUCGGUGUCGCAGAUUACAGGUACAGAGGCUCUUACCUGUGGGAGGAUGUCGACUGGAGGAACAGCGGCUUGUGCAAGGUUACAGGUGUUGUGUGCUUAUUAUCGAUGGAGGUGUCUGUGUUUAUGAUCUUUUUAAUCACUACUGACCGCUUUUUAGUUCUUCGUUUUCCUUUUAGUUCGUUCCAUUUUAGGAAACGUUCAGCACAGCUUACAUGCGGACUUGUGUGGCUGGCAGGUCUAACCUUAGCUGUGACCCCUUGUCUUCCUGUGACGUCACACUGGCAGUUUUACAGCCAGACUAGUAUUUGUAUUCCGCUUCCUACCUCGAGGGUUGAUUUCCCUGGUCGUAAAUAUUCGUUCAUUAUCAUAGUUGUCUUGAAUUUUAUUUGUUUUCUUGUUAUUUUUGUGGGUCAGGUCCUUAUUUACUGGUCUAUACGCGCGACCUCCAUGUCUGUGUCCAGCACAUCCAAAGCUACUAAAGACAUUACUGUAGCACGACGGCUAAUUACUGUAGUAAUGUCGGAAUUUUUGUGCUGGUUUCCUGUCGGUUUAACGGGAAUUCUCGCGACCUAUGACAUUCCCGUAUCUGGAGAGGUCAAUGUGGCGAUGGCUAUUUUUAUUUUACCUGUUAACUCCGCAUUGAACCCCUUCCUUUACACUUUUAACAUUUAUUUAGAGCGGAGACGACGAACUAGAGAAGUAGAAAGACAAAAACACAUAAUUUGUCAACUGAAGGUCGAUAUGGAUUGUAGCACAGCCGGGUGUUUAAGACCUAAAUGA